GUUUAGAAAUCACAAAACUUGUAAGAAAAUGCUCGCUGAAAAGAUAAGGCAACUUACCCUGUUACUAGAAAAACAUGAACUAGAGGCGCCCGGUGGAAUCGUAUCCAUACAGCUAUAUUCGGAACUAUUUGCGGCCUAUCUUUACCAAAAUGAUCUGGCAAGUGCACGGUUUCUAUGGAAACGGAUUCCCCAGAACAUGAAGACCGGAAAUGUGGAGCUCGAACAGAUGUACAAAGUGUACGUAGCGCUGUGGAAUAACAACACGGCUGGGUUUUAUAAGGCCAUCAACCACGACUGGUCCAAACACGUGUCGGAGUUGAUGUUUGAGCUGAAGGAAAAAUUCCAACAGGAAACGAUCGCCCUUAUCGGCCGAGCUUAUAGUUCCAUCUUCGAGAACGUGUUCGCCGAAAUGACCAACCAAACGCCGGACAUGAUUGAGGACACCUGUAAAUCGCUGAAAUGGGAAAUCGUUCCAGGAUCAUAUCCCCGUCUAAUAAUUCCGAAGCGAACGGUCGAGGAUAAACCGAUCAUGGUCAGCUCGGAAGCACAGUUGCACAGGUUGACCGACUUUGUGUCGUUCCUCGAGAACUGA
Anopheles maculipalpis is the source of this 592-nucleotide messenger RNA. RefSeq names its product COP9 signalosome complex subunit 8 (gene CSN8). Bases 29 to 592 code for a protein of 187 amino acids. Gene Ontology annotation, biological process: COP9 signalosome assembly; protein deneddylation. Gene Ontology annotation, cellular component: COP9 signalosome. The transcript is spliced from 3 exons. The record is from RefSeq and is a predicted model, not a curated record. Lineage: Eukaryota; Metazoa; Arthropoda; Insecta; Diptera; Culicidae.